This is a messenger RNA of Prunus armeniaca (apricot), 735 nucleotides long. The record is from the annotation of a GenBank genome assembly. Lineage: Eukaryota; Viridiplantae; Streptophyta; Magnoliopsida; Rosales; Rosaceae.
AUGGACGCUUGCAUAUUCGAGGAACCAUCGGUGUAUGAAGAGUGGACCAGAGCUAAAAUCAUCAGGGAAUUCUAUGUUCCCAAACGUCCAACUAGAAUGCCAAGAAUAAGACGGCUAGCCACCAUAGCCCGGCAACAACACAACGAAAGCGAGAUCGAGCGUGUGUCUCACGAAGCAGGGGAGGAGGGUAGCUUCCACAUUAGCCAGCCUAGAUUCGGCAAGAUGACCAGUGAUCAGAUAGGGGCAAAUGGGCAGUACGAGCGCAAUCGAACUUUGGAGGUUUCGUCUGUGUGCCAGGCAACACAGGAACCAAGACAUGCACAUCAGCUGUAUCCAAGGCAAGCUGCACAGAACGAAAAUCUUGGGGAUGGAAAUACGAUAAUCCUGGAGGAACUAAAUGUAGAGACUGGUUUCUCUUGGCCCCACAAUAGGGUGAACCCCAGGUCAGAUGCGAAAGAGUUGGAAUGGGAUGGGGGUCACAUGACUAGGAGCAACACACUUAUUACUAAUUGGACCAGAGCUAGCCCAAAAGAAAGAUCUUCUAGGUUAGAUCUUGGGCUUAUUGGAUAUCCUGUGCAGGUGGAGCCUUAUAUUCCAAACCUAUUUGGUCCUAAGAUCAACCUUGCCUCAACAAGAAUUAUUUCACAUGUGGAUACAACCUUCCAUAGCCUGGGGUUAAAACGGAACCCAGAGAUGGAAAGGACUUGUAACUUGGAAUCUAUAGGGAAAAAGUAG